Molecule: messenger RNA, 304 nt
Organism: Paramuricea clavata
Lineage: Eukaryota; Metazoa; Cnidaria; Anthozoa; Malacalcyonacea; Plexauridae
Source: the annotation of a GenBank genome assembly
AUGAAAACAGGCAUACCUCAGGGUUCUGGUUUAGGCCCAUUGUUAUUUCUAAUUUACAUCAAUGAUUUACCAAAAUGUUUAAACGCCGGGACAAAACCAGAUAUGUUUGCGGAUGAUACCCAAAUUGCAACAUCAAGUGACGAUAUCAAAGUUAUCACUGAAACAUUAAAUAGAGAUUUAAACAAUGUUGCAAAUUGGCUGUCCGCAAACAAAUUAACUCUGAACAAUAGUAAAACCGAAUAUAUGAUAAUUGGUUCCAAGAAAAGGCUUAGUCAAGUGACUGCCGAUCCUGCUAUCAGUAUAG